Molecule: messenger RNA, 3738 nt
Organism: Frankliniella occidentalis (western flower thrips)
Lineage: Eukaryota; Metazoa; Arthropoda; Insecta; Thysanoptera; Thripidae
Product: synaptotagmin-15-like
Exons: 10
Coding region: 177-1691 (504 amino acids)
Biological process (GO): calcium-ion regulated exocytosis; cellular response to calcium ion; regulation of dopamine secretion
Cellular component (GO): membrane
Molecular function (GO): calcium-dependent phospholipid binding; syntaxin binding; calcium ion binding
Source: RefSeq, a predicted model, not a curated record
GCCACAGCGCCUCGCCGGGCAGGACGUCCAGACCCACUCCAGCGACAAGUGUCCAGCCGCCGAGCCCCAGGUGGUGGUGGUGGUGCCCGCCGCCCGAGCCGUGCCGCCGUGCUCCGAUGAUGUGACACUCUUUCCUCUUCGCCGACACCGAAGACAGCGAUCGCAAGGCAAGCCAGAUGUCCCCGGCCGCUGCCGCCGGCCUGCCGCUGCGCCCCGCCCGCCGCCCGCCCCCGCGCCCCUCCGCCUCCGCGCUGGGUCUCGGCGGCCUGGGCGGCCUGAGGGCGGGCGCGUUGUCACCACCCGACCUGCUCACGGAGGCCGCCGGUGAGCACGGCCUCCCGGCCGUCCGUGACGCGGGGCACGCCGUCGCCAGUGAGAUGCACUUGGACCACGCAGAUGCCGUGCAGGUGCUGGCGCUGUGCGGCGCGGCCCUGGGCGCCGUCGUGGUCCUCGUCGUCGUGGUGGUGCUCUGCUGCCGUUGGCGCCGCGACGACCACAAGAGCGGCGAGUACGACAGCCUCGGCCCCAGCAUCGUCGUGUACCCGUCGUACCACGGCAAGGGCGCGCAGUUCCUGUCCAGCGACAUCAGCUUCAAGGUGCCCCCCAUCGCCAAGCUGCGGCACACCUCCUCGCUGGACGCCAUGGACCUACUGGACUCGGACGACACGGACGGCACCUCGGCCACGUCCACCAUCACGGCAUGCACGUCCCAGACGCUCUCCGCCGCGUCUCCGCUCAGCAGCCACUCGCAGCGCUCCAACUCGUUCAGCGGCUGUCCGCUGGGGGCGCUGGACCCGGCCCUGUACCGCGGUGGCGCCUGCGACCUGGAGGAGGAGAUGCUGUUCCCGGAGGACCACCUGGGCCGCCUGUGGUUCAGCGCGCACUACGAGCCGACCGCGGAGAAGCUCCAGGUGACGCUGCUCAAGGCCAAGAACCUGCAGUCGCGGACCGUGGCCUCGGCCAACAACUGUGACCCCGUGGUUCGGCUGCACCUGAUCCCCGACGAGCGCCGGCACCUGCAGUCUCGGCAGAAGAAGAAGACGUGCAAUCCUGUCUUUGACGAGACCUUCGUGUUCCAGGUGCCCUCCAAGGACCUCGAGGAUCACGUGCUGCGCAUGACGGUCGUGGACACGGGCCGCAACAAGAGGAGGUCCGUCAUCGGCCACGUGUCCUUCCCGCUGCGCCGCCUCGCCGAGGAGCAGGACAAGCAGAACGUGUACAAGAUGGACUUGGAGAAGGACACGCCCGAGGCGGUUUCGGACAUCGGGGAGCUGCUCGUCUCCCUGCUGUACAACGAGAACCUGCACCGCCUGUCCGUCACCGUCAUCGAGGCCCGUCGCGUCAAGCAGUUCCGCGACGAGGAGCGGCGCGACUCGUACGUGCGCGUCGUGAUGCAGCAGCACCACGGCCAGGUCAAGGUGAAGCGCACCACCGUGGUCCGCUGCAUCGACGACAGCCCCAACUUCUCCGAGUGCUUCAACUUCCACGUGCCCGCCGCCUCCAUCGACGUCACGUCCCUCGCACUCCAGCUCGAGCAGCCCGGCACGCGCUACGGUCGUGGACACAAGCUGGUCGGCAAGUGCGUGCUCGGCUCGUACAUGUUCGCGCGCGGGAAGGCGCUCACGCACUGGAACACGGCGUUCGGCAACCCGAUGCAGCAGGUGCAGCAGUGGCACGCCCUCUCCACCUGAGUGUGCCUCCGUUGACAACGUCCACAACGUGCCCGUCGAGACGCAAGGUGUCAAAAUAGAAUACUCGAACACUUGUAAAACAAGUGUGCAAUAUUUGCACACCAACGUGUGCAAGUUGUGAUUUUGCACAUUACAUGGUGUUUAAUUCAAGUCGCACGCUUGCGUGGUGCGCAAAUUUUAGACGUUUUGUAAACGUUUAAAUUCUGCACACUUGGACACACACAGUUAUAUGCUAUCAAUAGGGAACCAUACGGUGUGCAGCUGCUAUACGUUUUGGAAGUGUUGAAUGUUUAAACACCAGUUGACGUAUAACAUAGUUAGAACCACAAAGUGUCUAGAAAAUGCACACUUGAACUUAAACGUCAAUUGACGUGCAAAAUUAAACACUUGUUUUACCAGUGAACCCAGUCAGAAACGGAUGGUCGAAUCGACGUCGAAUCGACGUCGAUGUGUCGAAAAGUGGUCGUUGGAAGAAACAGGUCGGAAAUUUUAAAUGAUCGACGUAUUUUCGACCUAGUUGGUUUUGUGAUUUUAAUGCUGUUUACAGCUGUACGGUUAACAUAUUAUUGGAAAUUGUGAGUUUUUGUCAACUUAAACAGGACUUGUGGCGUUUCUUCGAAUCGACGUCGAAUCGACGUCGAUUCGACGGUUCGCGUGAUUGACUUAUUUUGCGUACAAAGCACGUUUGCUCUCAUAAUUCCAUUAUUAUGGAUGAAUGGACGGUACUAGCGUACGACACCCCAUGAGUUUUCACAUAGCCGAGGCAGCUGUGGUACUUCCCCGUCGAUUUCUCGUCGAUUUCCCGUCGAUUUGUAACCUUAAUUUAAAAAUUAAUAGUUAGGGCAACUGAGACAUUGUCUGCCAAAAUGUUGCGUGUUAAGAGAGAGUUUUCUGUUGUUCGAUUCCGAAUUCAACAAAUGUCAAUGGACGAUCAACGAGUGGCAUACGGGGCAUAGCAUGUUAGAAAGUCACGGUUACUGAUGUCUUCUCUUCGUAUCCGAUGUGGUAGCGUAGUGGAUAAGACGACAGGGCAGGAGACUCGUUUGGGAUGUGCGCGGGUUCGAAUACCCUGGUCUGCGCUAUUUUCGUCGACGGAACAUCGACGUCGAUAAAUACGUCGAUUUCGGUGACACAUAGUGGUCGAAUCGACGAAGUCAAUCGACGACUUGUCGACAUCGCAAACGACGUCGAAUCGACGUCGAUUCGACCAACCAUUUCUGACUGGGGAAGGGUCACAAGAAAGAGAAAAAAAAACAGUGUGUGAAGGACGAGAAAGCCAUGGUGUAUGACCAUUCUUUUUUCCAAAUUUAACAACCUACUAUGGAGCACCCAAUUACACGACAUUAGUCGGACGGCGGGAACUUUGUGUUCGGUAAAUGUAUAUCCCCGCGUGAAUUCCCUCGACGAUCAAGCGUCGAUUGGACGGCCGAAAUUGCGCCAUCAUAGAGUCACCCUGAUUAGAGUUUAUCUGUACCGAUGUGACCGGUACGGGAUGAACACAUUGGCUCCCGGCUAGAACAUUAAGUUUUUGUUUUCAUUUGUUUUUUGCUAUUAUAUCGAAAGGCUAGCGACCAGGUGGCACAAAGGAACCACGGAAUCCCCGAUUUUAUAACUAUUAUCAUCUCUGUCGAGAAAUCGGCUAUUUUUUAUAUCUUUGUCUGGACUUGAAAUUACUGGGUCUAUGUAGUGUCGUUUCAUUUUCAUUUAUUGUAUUAUCAUAUUUUGUAGUAGAGCUGUGAUAAUUAAGGAUUGACUUGCAUGUGCCACCUAUACUUUAAUUUUACCGCGGUAUGCGAAAACCGAGACGAAACCGUAAUUUAUUCGAGAACUGGAGAUAAACUCGAACUUCUACUGUCUGUAUUGGGAAUGCGCUUAAAUAUUUACAAACUAGUCACAAUCUAUUUAUCACAAUACUGAGCGUUAUUAUUCAUCAACAAGUUCCUCCUGGAUUUUUGCAGAGGACUCAGAAGGCCAUUUCUUAAAAAUGGUCGUAGGGACACCGCAAAUAAAUGAAAAAAACAAGUCAAAAUAAACAUACGAAAAUAUC